Molecule: messenger RNA, 2899 nt
Organism: Rhodofomes roseus
Lineage: Eukaryota; Fungi; Basidiomycota; Agaricomycetes; Polyporales; Fomitopsidaceae
Product: armadillo-type protein
Exons: 4
Coding region: 162-2855 (897 amino acids)
Cellular component (GO): eukaryotic translation initiation factor 4F complex
Molecular function (GO): mRNA binding; protein binding; translation initiation factor activity
Source: RefSeq, a predicted model, not a curated record
AUCCGCAGGUACUACUGGGCAUGCGAGGCGCUAGCACUGCCUCAGACCCACGAACUGCAGCAACAUAACCCGUCGUCAUCGUGGCCUGUACACGACCCCUCUUCAUCUCUGGCGUCAUAUAGUCGGACACUCCCAAGUCCAAGUCCAAAUAGAAGUACGCAAUGAGCGGAAAAUGGAAUACUCUGCAGUGGGCAGACACUUUCGGCGUAACAGUGGUAGAACAAACAGACAUGGCGUCCCAUGAGGUCGUCGACUACGUCAUCCGUGCCCUGCUCAACGAGCUCACGAUAGAGCGCUUCGACCCCAUUGCUGACCAAAUCAUCGCGUGGGCAAACGAGUCGGAGAACGAGCAUGAUGGGCGAACCCUCAUUGAAGUCAUCAGGCUCGUCUACGAACAGGCGACCAACGACUUGACGCGGUCGGAAACGUACGCUCGGUUGUGCCGGAGGAUGAUGGAGCAGAUCAGCCCGAAGGUCCAGGACGAGGGUAUCAAGAACGCGGAGGGGAAACCCAUUGCUGGUGGCCAGCUGUUCCGCAAGUACCUUCUCAAUCGAUGCCAAGAAGACUUCGAGCAUGGUUGGGCUGCGAAGGAGAGCGCUGCUGCCGCCGCUGCGACGAAGGCCACCGAGGACCAGGCCGCCAAGGACGCCGCCGAGAAGGACGAGUCUGGCGAGGUUGCCCUGUACUCGGAAGAGUACUACAUUGCGCAGAAAGCAAAACGGCAGGGUCUCGGCCUCGUCAAGUUCAUCGGUGAGCUGUUCAAGCUGCAGAUGCUCACGGAGCGUAUCAUGCACGAGUGUGUCAAGAAGCUCCUGGGUACCGUCGAAAAGCCCGAGAAGGAAGAGAUCGAGAGCCUAUGCAUGCUCCUCACCACCGUCGGCCAGCUGCUUGACACCCCGAAGGCUCGCGCGCAUAUGGAUGUCUACUUCACGCGCAUGAAGGAGUUGACGAAGAACCCGAAUGUCAACCCGCGUAUGCAGUUCAUGCUUGUUGAGCUCAUUGAAUUGCGUGAACGCAAAUGGAUUCCGCGCAACCUGGCUGCUGCUCCUACUACCAUCGCCGCCGUCCACGCACAAGCUACGAAGGAGACCGCUGUGACGUGGAAAGAUUAUGGCUGGCCCCUCGCUAGGAUUACCCCUUCUCGUGUGCCACCCAAGGCAGGCGACUUCGAUAACUUUGGCAAGAUCAGCAAGUCGAACUCUAUGACCUUCGGGCCCACGGGCGUGUUCGUGUCGAAGGACAAGACCACGCGCGAUUCCACGUCGUCGUUGUUGCGAGGCUCUUCGAACAUGUUCUCAAAGCUGAUGGAGAACCCCGAGCUCGCCGCGAAGGCUGCUGCCGCACAGACCAGCCGGCCACCAAGCCACAAGGACAGUGUCGACUUCCCUUCUGCCUCCGCGCCCGAGGUUCCGCUACAACAUAAGAAGCUCCAGCUCCUGCCGCGACCCAAACCCAAGCUUGACGAACGGACAGAUUCGACGCCAGCACAAUCGGAGGCUGGCCACUCGGGCGAUGAGCACUCUACCGCACCUUCCAUGUCUGAGGAGGAGGCGAAGACUCGCGUUGACGAGGACUCGAAGGAGUUCUUCAGCAUCCGCGACUUGAACGAGGCUGAGUUGUACUUCAGUAAGCUCCCCUCGGAACACCGGUGGCUGCUGGUCGACAAGCUUGUGACUUCCGUCAUCGAGUCGAAGGCGUCGGAUGCGCAGCUCGUCGCCGACUUCUUCUCCGGGGCCGUAUCGAAGAACCUCUGUUCACCAGAGAGCCUUGAGAAGGGCUUCACGCCGAUGGUGGAGGUUCUUGACGACAUCGUCAUCGACGCGCCGAAGGCAUUGGACCUUAUGGCGACCAUGAUGAAGGGCGCGCACUUCAACGAGGAGCGACGGGCCCGGCUUGCGAGCAAGACCCUGGACGGCGAUAAGUUCAUUUCUCCAAUUUUGUGGACGCCUUCACUCAGUCCGUCGUCUGUGUCAACCCUCUCACCAUCGCAAUCGUCGAGUUUCCGCAGCCCCUCCCAUGACGUCGACUUUACAUUCGGACACAACGAUGUCUCCCCGCUGGGUAUCCCGUCCUUCACCGCCGACAAAGAGCCAUCGCUACAACGAAUCUCAGCAUCACUUGCGCCGACUGCAUCACUCUUUUAUCCUGCUUCUACCACGCAACUUCGUCCGGUUCGGAAUACGCGUGCUCAGUCACAGUCAACGGACGUCUUUACUAGGGGCAAGGAUCCUAUGUUGUCACUACAGGAGACCUCAAGGCCGCCGCAGUCGCUAUGCGCUUCCGGGUCGCGGGCGGCCAAUCCAGGCGUCGGCCUUGCAUCUCUACCAGAGGUUUCGCAGUUGCGAGCACAUCCACAUGUGCUGCCGAAAUUUGCUGCAAAGGCCGUGCAAUCUGAGUUGCAAAUCGAUGACGAGGAUGACGAGGACCCCGACGUCUUCUCUAUGUCGGAGGAGCAAGUGAAGGCGCAACUCACUGCAAGCAUGCAAAAUUUCUUUGAAGUUCGCAGCUUGGCGAAGGGCGAGGCGGCUCUCCGCAGGCUCCCGUCGGCCCAUCGGUGGCGUUUCAUCAACAAGCUCGUCUCGUACGCUGUCUUCUCCGGGGCUGGAGACUCCCGACUCGUCAGUGAUCUCUUCUCCUGCGCCGCGUCGAAGGGCCUGUGCUCGCCGGAUGAGUUCGACGAGGGGUUCUCUUCGACGAUGGAGACACUCGAUGUCCUUGCGUUGUGGCUGCCGAAUGCGCUCAGUAUGGUUGCGAUAUUGUUGAAGGGCACGCGGUUGAACGAGAAACAACUCCGCAGACUGGUUCACAAGGCUGCGAGCAGCCACUCGGAGAUACUCCUCGCUCUGCUCCUAUAAACCUUGCGUAUGGACUACUGUUCCGGGAAGAACUCCCCACGAGA